AGUGUGGGGUGAGUUGGGGGGGCUCGUUGGGCGCCCACAUCCCGGUACGGGUGUGGGUCACCUUUCCUGGCUCCGCCCGGGCCGUCUUGCCGUUGCUCUGUCCCCGAGUAGGGCUGUGUUGCGGGUGGGCGUGCGUGGAGAGGAGCCCCUCCGUCACCCGUCCCCUGCAGCCUCGUCUCCGAGGAGGGAGUCCCCUGGGAGAGGCCGUGGGACACCGAAGGGCGCUCUGUUGCGGUGCCAGAGGUCCCCGCCUAGAGCCCACUGCACGUGCGCCUUGUCUAGUGCCGUUUCUGGGUGUCUGGGUCGGUGCCUCAGGGCGUUGGGAGACUGCGAUUCUUGGGUCACACCCACAGACGAGCCUUGGAAAUGGGAGCUGUUGUAUUUUUGCUCCGCCUGGAGACAAGGAAUCUUCUGCAGAAAUACAGCUCCCAGGAAGAGUGAGGCCUGAGUACCGCCUUGGCCCAGGAUGGCCAGAGAAUCGAAGGAAAGCGCAGCCCUGGACGCCCAGUCUGCAGAGGACCAGAUGGGGCUUCUGGUCAUAAAGGUGGAGGAGGAAGACGCCUCUGCCUUUGUGGAGGAGGCCAGCGUGAGGGGCAGCCCGGUUCGGGGUUCGGAGCACUCCCGCCAGCGCUUCCGGGGCUUCCGCUACCCCGAGGCCGAGGGGCCCCGCGAGGCGCUGAGCCGGCUCCGGGAGCUCUGCCGACUGUGGCUGCGGCCUGAGAUGCACAGCAAGGAGCAGAUCCUGGAGCUGCUGGUGCUGGAACAGUUCCUGACCAUCCUGCCGGGGGACCUGCAGAGCUGGGUGCGGGAGCAGCAUCCGGAGAGCGGGGAGGAGGUGGUGGUGCUGCUGGAGUAUUUGGAGAGGCAGCUGGAAGAGCCGAUGCCACAGGUCCCAGGUGGUGACCAGGGGCAAGAACUGCUCUGUUGCAAGAUGGCACUGUUGGCACCAUCCCAGGGGUCACAAAGUAGCCAAUUCCAGCCGAUGAAGGCUCUGCUCAAGCACGAAUCUCUGGGAUCCCAGCCCUUACCAGACAGAGCUCUCCAGAUUCCCGGGCUUGCCCGGGGAGGGUGCUGCAGAGAAGAUGCAGUGGUAGCUGCCAGGCUCUCCCCAGAGUCCCAGGGGCUGCUGAAAAUGGAAGAUGUGGCUCUGACUCUCUCCCCUGGAUGGACCCAGCUGGGUUCACCUCAGGUGAACUUCUACAGAGGUGAAAGGCAGAACUGCGGCAGCCUCAUCUCCCUGGAUGGUGAAAUACAGACUAAGAUCAGGGACUUGCCUCCAGAUGAGGAACAUCCAGAACAGGAGCAUGGGGAAAUACCGUGCCACCCGGGUGAAGCCACUGCCCAGACUCCUACAUGUGCAGAAGCUGGUGAACAGGAGGGCAGGGUACAAGGAAAGCAGAAAAAUGCCACUGAGAGGAGGCGGCACAUUUGCCAUGAAUGUGGAAAGAGUUUUGCUCAGAGUUCAGGCCUGAGUAAGCACAGGAGAAUCCACACUGGGGAGAAACCCUAUGAAUGUGAGGAGUGCGGCAAAGCCUUCAUCGGGAGCUCUGCCCUCGUCAUUCACCAGCGAGUCCACACUGGUGAGAAGCCAUAUGAGUGUGAAGAGUGUGGCAAGGCCUUUAGUCACAGCUCAGACCUUAUCAAGCACCAGAGAACUCACACUGGGGAGAGGCCCUAUGAGUGUGAUGAGUGUGGGAAGACCUUCAGCCAGAGCUGCAGCCUCCUCGAACAUCACAGAAUCCACACCGGGGAGAAGCCAUACCAGUGCAGCAGGUGCGGCAAAGCCUUUAGGCGGAAUUCACAUCUCCUGAGACACCAGAGGAUCCAUGGGGAUAAAAAUGUUCAGGAUCCCGACCGUGGAGAGACCUGGGAGAGUCAGAGUAGGAUGGAAAGCCAGGAGGGACAUGUUGAGGCUCCUGUGUCUUAUAAAUGUAACGAGUGUGAGAGAAUGUUCACUCAGAAUACAGGCCUUAUUGAACAUCAAAAAAUCCACACUGGUGAGAAACCCUAUCAGUGUGAUGCAUGUGGAAAAGGCUUCACUCGAACCUCAUACCUUGUUCAACAUCAGAGAAGCCACGGUGGGAAAAAAAUUCUGUCACAGUGACCCAUGUCUUAUCUGCCAAAGUUGGUGCUCAUUCCUGUUGAACUGAAGCCACCCUGGAGCCCUUCCUGACUACAGAAAUGGUGGGCUGGGCUUAAUUUAUCACUACACAUCAUCAGGUGUUUGUUAGAAAACAUAGAGUCUGGCUGAGAUGAAUUAUGUUCUGCAUGCUAGAAGGUGAUUGAAAAAAACCCUAUUUGAUAGGAGGCUAUGGGAGAGUUGUCUGGAAGACGUAGCAUCUGAAAUGGUUUGUUCUCACCUAUUGGCCUUAAAAAGGCUUCCAGACUGGCUCCUCACCCUCAACCAGCACUUUAUGACGUCUCCUGGGUGGAAGGCUGUGAUUUCAGGACUGCUCCUCUAUUCAUUUUGCUAUAAUGAAUCCUCCAUGGUGGGUCAGAUUCGUGAAGUCUUAGGCUCCCCACUGUGCCUUGUACACAGGUGCUAAUAAACAUUUAUUAAAUAUACCAGUGAGAUUACCUUCAUAGCUCUGUAAAUCUGAUCUCAUCUAGAUUUCUGAGGAAUUUCUUACCAGAACUAUUUGUGCUUGUGUCUAAUUCCAAGGUUCUAGACUCUCAGUUCAUCUAGUGCAUUUUUUGCCAAACACACAGGAUUGACAGAGUGGGGGUGAGGGUGGGGUUACUGUGAUGGGGAGAAUAUAAAUUUCUUUUUUUUAUUUUUAUUUUUUUUGGUGAGGAAGAUUAGCCCUGAGCUAACAUCUGUUGCCAAUCCUCUUUUUGCUGAGGAACAUUGGCCCUUGGCUAACAUCUGUACCCAUCUUCCUCUACUUUAUAUGGGACGCCUGCCACAGCAUGGUUUGAUAAGCGGUGCGUUGGUCUACACCUGGGAUCCGAACCUGCAAACCCCGGACCACCAAAGCGGAGCACACAAACUUAACCACUAUGCCACCUGGCCGGACCCUAGAAUCCAAAUUUCUUUACCAGACUAGGAAUUCUAGUGUAAAUGCCUUAAACAACUUCAUUAUCAUUAAAUCAUUGUGAAUAUGUGCCAACCAUGAAAUUCCAUUCUUCUGUUAAUGUUUUCCUGAUAUUAAUUUUGUUACUCUUUAGGGACAAAAUGUUCCUAUUCAGGCAGUGUGAAAAUCAGUUAUCAAGUCAGAAUAAAAUGGUGAAUUCUCUAA
Molecule: messenger RNA, 3239 nt
Organism: Diceros bicornis minor
Lineage: Eukaryota; Metazoa; Chordata; Mammalia; Perissodactyla; Rhinocerotidae
Product: zinc finger protein with KRAB and SCAN domains 3-like
Exons: 6
Coding region: 467-2104 (545 amino acids)
Biological process (GO): regulation of transcription by RNA polymerase II
Molecular function (GO): RNA polymerase II cis-regulatory region sequence-specific DNA binding; DNA-binding transcription factor activity, RNA polymerase II-specific
Source: RefSeq, a predicted model, not a curated record